Medioppia subpectinata is the source of this 1511-nucleotide messenger RNA. Lineage: Eukaryota; Metazoa; Arthropoda; Arachnida; Sarcoptiformes; Oppiidae. The record is from the annotation of a GenBank genome assembly.
AGAAUUGGUACGACUAUAAUCUGAUGUGGAGACCAGCAGAUUAUGGUGGAGUGGAUAUGAUUCACGUGCCCGCAGAGAAUCUAUGGCUCCCAGAUAUAGUGCUGUUCAAUAACGCCGACGGCAACUACGAGGUAACAUUGAUGACAAAGGCGACGGUAUAUCACACGGGUUUAGUGGUGUGGAAUCCGCCGGCACUUUACAAGUCGACGUGUAAAAUAGAUGUCGAGUACUUCCCAUUCGACGAACAGUCGUGUCUAAUGAAGUUCGGCAGUUGGACUUACGACGGACAUGAGGUAGAUCUCCGUCACGUCAAACAACAGGACGACUCAAACUCGGUUGAGAUGGGGAUCGAUAUGAGCUCUUUCUAUAAGAGCGUCGAAUGGGAUAUACUGUUAGUUCCGGCCAAAUAUAAUGAGGAAUAUUUUGAUUGCUGUCCCGAACCCUAUCCGGACAUCACAUUCAAUAUAACCCUUCGGCGAAAGACUCUCUUUUAUACCGUUAAUCUCAUCAUUCCUUGCGUUGGGAUCUCAUUCCUAACUGUAUUAGUGUUUUAUCUGCCGUCCGAUAGCGGAGAAAAGGUCACACUUUCCAUAUCUAUUCUCGUGUCGCUCACUGUAUUCUUCCUCCUAUUGGCUGAGAUAAUACCUCCAACAAGUCUCGCGGUUCCACUUCUGGGCAAAUAUUUAUUAUUUACAAUGAUUUUGGUUACACUGUCUAUAUGUGUAACGGUUGGCGUCCUUAACGUACACUUCAGGUCUUCAUCGACUCAUCGAAUGUCCGGUUGGGUCCGCACUCUCUUCAUUCAUAUGAUGCCCCGACUGUUGCUUAUGAAGAGACCCUCAUAUCAUGACUGGACCGAAGAGUUGGCCGCGGUCAGUUCUAAGAGUAAGUCAAAAGUGGAUUCUUGUAACGGAGGUUCAAAUGGAUUCGCUAUAAGACGUAACUCAUACCGAAUGAUGCAAAGAAGUGCCAACAAUGGCGUCUAUAGAGUAGAACCAAUGACUUCAUAUACUUCUGUGGCAGCGGAUCAACGCUAUGUGGACAACGAUAUUCCCGGUCUACCACUUAUUUGCCAUUACGGCUCCACUCAUGAGUACAACAGUGCAAUGGAUUCAGAGCUGGCGAUGUCUGGACUCAAUCGUAACACAUAUUGCAAUAUAAAUAACGAGAAUUGUAUUCAUUGGUCGAAUGGCAGAGAUGUGAUGCCAAGUGUCAUAGAAGACUGGAAAUACGUGGCUAUGUCGUGUCUAAUGAAGUUCGGCAGUUGGACUUACGACGGACAUGAGGUAGAUCUCCGUCACGUCAAACAACAGGACGACUCAAACUCGGUUGAGAUGGGGAUCGAUAUGAGCUCUUUCUAUAAGAGCGUCGAAUGGGAUAUACUUUUAGUUCCGGCCAAAUAUAAUGAGGAAUAUUUUGAUUGCUGUCCCGAACCCUAUCCGGACAUCACAUUCAAUAUAACCCUUCGGCGAAAGACUCUCUUUUAUACCGUUAAUCUCAUCAUUCCUUGC